AUGGAAUCCAUUGUUAAUUGCCAGCUCUUGAGGUAUCUAGAGGGCCACCAGCUGAUUAGCGAUUAUCAGUACGGCUUUCGUCGUGGUCGUUCGGCUGGUGACCUUCUUGUAUACCUUACACAUAGAUGGGCAGAGGCAAUUGAGUCCAAGGGGGAGGCGCUAGCGCUUUCUGGCCGAUCGGAGCAUCAAGGUCGUCAUCGACGGAGCAUGUUCCGACCUAAAACCCGUAAACGCUGGGGUCCCACAAGGCUGUGUUCUGCCUGA
Molecule: messenger RNA, 264 nt
Organism: Pieris macdunnoughi
Lineage: Eukaryota; Metazoa; Arthropoda; Insecta; Lepidoptera; Pieridae
Source: the annotation of a GenBank genome assembly